UUUCCUUUGUACGGCGAGAUUUCCUCUCUUUGCCGUCUUUCCCUUUUCCGCUCGACAAUUUUGCUACUUCAUUUCGUUUCCCAACGGUAGAUGUCUAGUUGAUUUAUAAUGGAGAUUAAGACUUGUGGCAAGGCAAUUGAUUCUUUGCUGGAGAAGGUUUUAUGUAUGAACAUUCUUUCUUCUGAUUACUUUAAGGAGCUUUAUCGUUUGAAGACAUUCCAUGAAGUGGUUGAUGAAAUUUAUAACCAAGUUGAUCAUGUGGAGCCAUGGAUGACUGGGAACUGCCGUGGUCCUUCAACAGCAUUCUGCCUUCUGUACAAGUUUUUCACCAUGAAACUUACAGUGAAGCAAAUGCAUGGGCUAUUAAAGCACGAGGAUUCUCCUUACAUCAGAGCGAUUGGAUUCCUCUACUUGAGAUAUGUUGCAGAUACGAAAACUCUGUGGAAUUGGUUUGAACCUUAUGUUAAAGAUGAAGAGGAAUUUUCACCAGAAUCCCAUGGACGAAUGACUACAAUGGGUGUUUAUGUGCGUGAUUUGCUCCUUGGACAGUAUUACUUCGAUACCCUUUUCCCUCGUAUUCCAGUUUCUGUCUUGCGGCAAGUUGCAGCUAAUCUUGAAAAGUUGAAGCUUCCCAGCAAACAUUCUGGUGUGACAGGGGAAACCCAUCGAAUAGGGUCUGAAGAUACCGCACGGCGGCCACCUUCUGUAAAAGCGUCGCUUUCAGUUUCCUUUGGACAACGAGCCCCACAUCGUGCCUCAACUAGGGACUCAUCCCCAGUUCGUUGUACACUACCACCAUCAGUUAGUGACAGAGAUAACAAGGAUGAUCUACAAAGAUCUCCAAGCAGUCGUCAUCCUGAUAACAGGGAGAGGAGCAGGGAUAGAGAUCAUGACAGGGAGAGGAGCUCGGAUAGAGAUCACGGUAGGAAGAGGAGCAGGGAUAGUAGGGGAAAGGAUAGGGACAGAGAUCGUGAUCGAGACAGAGAGAGGUAUAGAAAUCGGGAGAGGGAUCGAGAUAGAGAUAGAGAAAGAGAGAAAGGUAGGGGUAGAGAUAGGGAGAGGGAGCGAGACAGAGAACGAAGUUAUGAUUAUGAUCGGAGGACUCAUUAUGCUGAUAGUAGAAGGGACUACAAAAGGAGUAGUCGUGAUAGUGUCACCCGGCAUUACCGAAGGAGUCGGAGCCGAAGUAGGAGCAGGAGCAGAAGUCAAAGUUUACUACAAACAGGGAAUGAUGGCUACCACAAGCGAGAGGCAAGUCCUGUAAGAGGUGGGACUACAGAGAAGACGUCUAUUAACCUGGCAAAACUCAAAGAUAUUUAUGGCGAUGUGAGGGAGGAGAAAGGGGAUUUGAGCAAAGAAAGGUUUAAUAAUAGAAGGGAUAGCAGUGGUGAAGAGGUGAUUAGAUUGGGAGGUUCCUGGAAAUAGUGAGUGAUGAUAUGCUCUAAUACAACAAGUUCACUACUCUGUUCAAUCUUGUCACUUGAGUUUUUAGUAUUCAUCUCUCCCAAAUCAAUCUAUUUCAUCAGUUGAAUGCCCGGACUUGGGCUAAAUGUAAUACAACCAUGUGGUGGUGUGUAUAAGAUCUUUCACGAAACAUUCUUUGAAGGUGUGAAAAUUUCUCGCUA
This is a messenger RNA of Cucurbita pepo subsp. pepo (vegetable marrow), 1625 nucleotides long. Its product is annotated as pre-mRNA splicing factor SR-like 1. NCBI's taxonomy places the organism in Eukaryota, Viridiplantae, Streptophyta, Magnoliopsida, Cucurbitales, Cucurbitaceae. The record is from RefSeq and is a predicted model, not a curated record.